AUGGCUACAAAGUAUUCUAUUGAAAAUAAAACAUUUCAUAAUCAUCAGAGUGAAGAUAAUUUUCAUGAAUCUUCUAAAACGUUAACGUCCACUCAGGAUUAUCAGAAAAAGUCUACGAUCACCCUUGAAGAAGCUGUUAAACCAAUAGUUUUAUUUGUGCCCAAUGUCAAAGACAGGGCAAAUGAAGCCAAAUUGAAAUGCAAAAACAUUGUGACGAAUAAUCUUUCAAUAGAUGAAUCAGCUUCAAUAAUGCUUUAUUCAAUGGAAUGGAAACCAAAAGAAGAAUGUCUUCGUAUCGUUUUAAAUCGUGCUCUUCGUGAUGAAAAUCGAAAUGUAUUAGCUUGUUGGUUCCUUUAUCUGAAAUUACUUCUUACCGCACUGGAUCGUCUUCCAUCAUUCCAUGGUUUCAUUUAUAGUGGAAUAAAAGGUGAUAUGCGAGAAUAUUAUCGCAAAGAAGAGACAUUCCUUUGGUGGACAUUUGGUUCAUACACAUCAGUAAUGGAUGAUUUGAAAAGUAAACAACUUUUGGGUUCAACAGGACCACUAACUAUUAUUGCUAUUCAAUGUAUUAAUGGAAAAGAUAUUCGACAAUAUUCAUAUUUCAAAGAUAUUAAUGAUAUUCUUCUUCUACCUGGACGACAAUUUACAGUUGUUUCAUGCCAUGAUAAAACGAAUGGUCAUUAUACAAUACAUCUUCGAGAAGUACAAUCAGAAAUUUCAUUUCUUGAGUUUUUAUUUAAAGUAAGUUAA
Messenger RNA from Rotaria sp. Silwood1, 750 nucleotides. The record is from the annotation of a GenBank genome assembly. Lineage: Eukaryota; Metazoa; Rotifera; Eurotatoria; Philodinida; Philodinidae.